Zingiber officinale is the source of this 1411-nucleotide messenger RNA. Its product is annotated as mitochondrial uncoupling protein 5-like. The record is from RefSeq and is a predicted model, not a curated record. The coding region runs from base 268 to 1239 and encodes 323 amino acids. NCBI's taxonomy places the organism in Eukaryota, Viridiplantae, Streptophyta, Magnoliopsida, Zingiberales, Zingiberaceae. Gene Ontology annotation, biological process: succinate transmembrane transport; phosphate ion transmembrane transport; thiosulfate transport. The transcript has a single exon. Gene Ontology annotation, molecular function: succinate transmembrane transporter activity; malate transmembrane transporter activity; sulfate transmembrane transporter activity.
CUCCGCCUCUUCCCCAACUCGUAUUUCGCAAGCAUCAUAUGUCUCAGCGGCCCAGCGUCCCUCACUAUUCUUCCAUAGCCUUCUCCCACCACUCUCAUCUCCUGGUUUCCAGUGAGAUGAACUCCAAUUCCAACUGGUUAUAGUUCUUCUUCUCUCUCGGAUUGUUCGAAAGGAGGCUUCUUUCCCAGUUUUUUGGCAGAAAUUGAGCAUUUUGUUCGCCAAUUUGACCUAAAGUCGUGCCUUCUUUCUGCCCUUUGUUAGCGAGAGAUGGGAGCCAAAGGAUUUGUAGAAGGGGGCAUCGCCUCGAUUGUGGCCGGUUGCUCCACCCACCCGCUCGACCUUGUCAAGGUCCGCAUGCAGCUCCAAGGCGAGACCCUCAGCCCCGCCGUCUCUGCCCUCCGCCCCGCCGUCGCCCUCCACGGCAACCCCCGAGUGGCCGCUCUCCCACACCCCCACAUGACUCUGCACCCGCCGCCCCGCCCCGGUCCCAUCGCGGUCGGAGCGCAGAUCCUCCGAGCUGAGGGGCCCUCAGGACUCUUUUCUGGGGUCUCCGCCACCGUCCUCCGCCAGACCCUCUACUCGACCACCCGGAUGGGCCUUUACGAGAUGCUCAAGAAGCGAUGGUCCGCGUCCGCCGACGGCGGUUCCCUCCCGCUCCACCGCAAGAUCGCGGCAGGCCUUGUCGCCGGCGGCAUCGGCGCCGCGGUCGGCAACCCCGCCGACUUGGCCAUGGUCCGGAUGCAGGCCGACGGGCGGCUUCCCCCGGCGGAGCGGCGCAACUACCGGAGCGUACUCGACGCCAUCGGGCGGAUGGCCCGGCAGGAGGGCGUCGGCAGCCUGUGGCGCGGGUCGUCACUGACGGUGAACCGUGCGAUGAUCGUGACGGCGUCGCAGCUGGCAACAUACGACCAGGCGAAGGAAGCGAUCCUGCGGCGGCGCGGUGCGGGCUCGGACGGGCUGGGCACGCACGUAGCGGCGAGCUUCACGGCCGGGCUAGUGGCUGCGGCGGCGUCGAACCCGGUGGACGUGGUCAAGACGAGGGUGAUGAACAUGAAGGUGGGGAACGGGGCGCCGCCGCCGUACACCGGGGCGGUGGACUGCGCCCUAAAGACGGUGAGAGCGGAGGGGCCGAUGGCGCUCUACAAGGGCUUCAUCCCCACCGUGUCCCGGCAGGGCCCCUUCACCGUCGUCCUCUUCGUCACGCUUGAGCAGGUGCGCAAGCUGCUCAAGGACUUCUGAUUCUUGCUCCGCUGCCGACAGCCCACCAUUGCUUCUGCUACUAAAUUCUACUGCUUCCAUGAGAUGAUGGCGAUAGAAAUAAAGCAAUUAAGCAUUCAUACAUGCAAUAAUACGAUUUUGUUAUAGGUUUUGGUUUUAGCAUUAAACUUGAAUGAUAUUUUACGCUGCGAAA